CGCCGCAGAUCCGACACGCUUCACCAUGCCCUCCACUCACAACACGGAAAAGCCCUGGGAUACCGAUGACAUUGACAAGUGGAAGGUCGAUGUCUUCAAGCCCGAGGAUAACCUGGGCGGCACCUUCACCGAGGAAUCUUCUUUCGCAACCCUCUUCCCCAAGUAUCGCGAAGUUUACUUGCGCGAAGCAUGGCCGCUCAUCACGCGCUCUCUGGAGAAGCUCGGCAUCGCGUGUACCCUGGACUUGGUCGAGGGUUCCAUGACGGUCAAGACGACGCGCAAAACCUACGAUCCUGCUGCCAUUCUCAACGCGCGAGACCUGAUCAAGCUGCUGGCGCGUAGCGUGCCUGCGCCGCAAGCGAUAAAGAUCCUCGACGACGGCGUGGCGUGCGACGUCAUCAAGGUCCGCAACUUGGUGCGCAACAAGGAGCGCUUCGUCAAGCGGCGGCAACGCAUUCUCGGGCCGGACGGGAGCACGCUGAAGGCGCUGGAGCUGCUCACGGGCUGCUACAUUCUGGUGCAGGGCAACACGGUGUCGUGCAUGGGCGGCUACAAGGGCCUGAAGGAAGUGCGCCGCGUCGUGGAAGACUGCAUGGCCAACAUCCACCCAAUCUACCACAUCAAGGAGCUGAUGAUCAAGCGCGAGCUCGCAAAGGACCCGGAGCUUGCCAACGAGAACUGGGAACGCUUCCUUCCCCACUUCAAGAAGCGCCACACGUCGAAGCGCAGGACGCCCUUCAAGGUCACGGACAAGAGCAAGAAGGUCUACACGCCCUUCCCGCCGCCCCAGGAGAAGAGCAAGGUCGACCUGCAGAUCGAGAGCGGCGAGUACUUCCUCGGGAAGCAGGCCAAGGAGCGCAAGGAAAAGGAGAGGAGGGAGGAUGCGAUGAAGACCAAGAUGGAGCAGAAGCGGAAGGAGCGCGAGAAGGACUUUGUUGCGCCCGAGGAAAACGUCAAGGAGAAGAAGAAGCGGAAGAGGGACGAGGAUGGCGGGGAGAAGAAGAAAAAGAAGAAGACGGCCGAGUCUUCGAAGUAGAGGGAGACAGGAAUAAAAAAACAUGGGAGUGGUUUCAGUUUUUCUUUAUUUUGCUUUUUUCUUUCUAUCUCAAGUACCUAGCAUUGGCGACGGCGUUUGGAGGGGAUACAGUAGGAUAUCCAACGAUGGAAUUUGAAAUUGUCCCGCCUCCAUUGAAACCAACUGCAUCACUUGUCUUCGACCUCGUCCUAUACGAACCGCGCUCCCGGAGACGUCAUUAUAUGUGGGCGUGGAGAACGAGGUAGGUAGUGAGGUACGAGCAGCUGCGUACUAGCGCACCGGCUCCAGCUCAAGCUCCGUACCCUUGCUCUUCCGCCUCCGCCGCUGUCCAUCGCAACUUUUUUUUUUUU
Aplosporella prunicola CBS 121167 is the source of this 1386-nucleotide messenger RNA. RefSeq lists its product as uncharacterized. Gene Ontology annotation, cellular component: small-subunit processome; nucleolus. Gene Ontology annotation, molecular function: RNA binding. The record is from RefSeq and is a predicted model, not a curated record. Lineage: Eukaryota; Fungi; Ascomycota; Dothideomycetes; Botryosphaeriales; Aplosporellaceae. The coding region runs from base 26 to 1036 and encodes 336 amino acids. The transcript has 2 exons.